AUGGACGCCCGCAAAAAGAAGAGAAAGGUUCUUCUCAUGGGCAAGAGUGGCUCGGGGAAGUCAUCCAUGCGCUCUAUUAUCUUCAGUAACUACGUUGCUAAAGAUGUACGCCGUUUGGGUGCUACCAUUGACGUGGAGCAUAGUCAUGUGAAGUUCAUGGGCAACCUCACCUUGAACCUUUGGGACUGUGGAGGUCAAGAUGCUUUCAUGGAAACCUACCUCGCAUCCCAACGCGGUAAUAUCUUCUCCGACGUCGCAGUCCUGAUCUACGUCUUCGACAUCGAAUCGCGCGAAUUAGACCGUGACCUAGAUACAUACAAUGCCGUCAUCGAAGCCCUCCGCGAAUUCAGCCCGAACGCCUACGUCUUCUGCCUCGUCCACAAGAUGGAUCUCAUCCAAGCCGAGCACCGUCAACGCAUCUACGAAGAACGCUCCGCCCUCAUCCGCAGUCGCUCAGAACAUUUCUACGUCGACACAUUCGGCAGCAGUAUCUGGGAUCAAUCACUAUACAAAGCUUGGGCAGGAAUUGUCCACAAGCUCAUCCCAAAUUUAACAGUCAUCGAACGCUUCCUCACGGCAUUCGCUAAGAAAAUCGACGCAGAAGAAGUUAUUCUCUUUGAACGCUCGACUUUCCUCACGGUCACCUCUGUUACAUCCGAAGUUGGCGAGCUGAAUCCUAUCUACGAUCGCCAUGAACGUCUGUCCAAUAUCAUGAAGGCUUUCAAGCACUGCGCUGCUCGUAAUACUCUUACUACGCCUGCUUCGGCCGGUUUCGUCGUCAUGCAUACCAAAACUCCCCAAUUUAACAUCUUCCUUGGCCGCUUCACUGAUAAUACUUAUAUCUUCCUUGUCGUGCCGCCAGGUGAAGCUGCUUACAAUUGUGCUGUUUUGAAUACCAUGCUUGCUCGUGAGGGCUUCUCUAAAUCCGCUGCUGCGGGACGCACGGAUGGAUUCCCACUUCCCCCCGCCGAGACACCGGAGGAUACGAAUGGCCUCGCUACACGAUAG
Messenger RNA from Penicillium angulare, 1008 nucleotides. RefSeq names its product Rag GTPase GTR1. The transcript is spliced from 2 exons. Gene Ontology annotation, molecular function: GTP binding; GTPase activity. Gene Ontology annotation, biological process: cellular response to amino acid stimulus; cellular response to starvation; positive regulation of TOR signaling. Lineage: Eukaryota; Fungi; Ascomycota; Eurotiomycetes; Eurotiales; Aspergillaceae. Bases 1 to 1008 code for a protein of 335 amino acids. Gene Ontology annotation, cellular component: fungal-type vacuole membrane; nucleus; Gtr1-Gtr2 GTPase complex. The record is from RefSeq and is a predicted model, not a curated record.